Messenger RNA from Dovyalis caffra, 1683 nucleotides. The record is from the annotation of a GenBank genome assembly. NCBI's taxonomy places the organism in Eukaryota, Viridiplantae, Streptophyta, Magnoliopsida, Malpighiales, Salicaceae.
AUGGUACUUGUACAAUCCUCAAAACUCUCUCUUCCUCCUUCUCUUCCACCUACAAAAUCCGUUCUUUUUGAACCAAACUCUCUUUCUUUAGCUUUAAUGCACACUGAUUCCUCUAUUUCUCUCUUUCCUUCUCUUCUCUUUCCUGCCCUUUCUUCUCUCCCUCCAAAACCCCAAACCCUAGUCCCCUCCUCUUCCUCUUCCUCGUCUUUCCUUCUCAUCCACCAUGACCCUAACCCUAACCCUAAAGUCCUUUUUCUUGCUGCUAGCCCAUAUAAGGGUGGGUCCCAGAUUCUCUUAAGGUUCUAUGUUUUACAAAAAGACAACAUUUUUUAUAAACCCCAAGUUGUUUGCCAUCAAAAGGGUCUUGUUUUUGAUUCAAAACUUGGUGUUUUAUUGGAUUUAAAUCAUGGGGUUUCUAUAAAGAUUGUUGGGUCUGUUAAUUUUUUUGUGUUGCAUUCAGUUUCUAGCAAGAAAGUUUGGGUCUUUGCAUUGAAACUUAUUGAUGACGGUGAUGGUGAGAUGGUGAAAUUAAUGAGAUGUGCUGUAAUUGAGUGUACUGUGCCCGUAUGGUCAAUUAGUGUUUCUUGUGGAGUUUUGAUUUUGGGGGAGAAUUAUGGGGUCAGGGUUUUUAAUUUGAGGCAGCUGGUGAAAGGGAAAGCUAAGAAAGUCAAGGGUUUUAAUUCAAAUGGGAAGUUGGAUGGUAAAGGAUUGAAAUUACCAAAUGGGGUUGUGGGGGAUGAUUAUUGUCGCGGUUCAAGUUCUGGGAAUGCUUGCAAUGGUGCAUUGGAUGGGAAGGCUGAUAAGCAUUGUGUUUCUGUAAAGCAGAGAUCUGUAAGAUGCAGUCAAGACUCUGGUGAAGAGGGUGCUUGUUUUGUGGCUUUUAAGAGGGAGGAGGUUGAGGGCUUGAAACCUACAACUUUGAAGGCAGUUUCUAUCCAGGCAUUGUCUCCCAAAAAAAUUGUGAUUUUGGACUCUAUGGGAGAUUUGCAUAUCUUGUGCCUGUCUGCACCUGUUGUUGGAUCAAAUGUCAUGGCUCACAUGAGGCGGUUGCCUCAUAGCAUGAAAGUGCAAAAGCUGGCUGUUCUUCCAGAUAUUUCCUCGAAAAUGCAAACUUUUUGGGUAUCAGAUGGUCUCCAUUCUGUGCACACGAUAACUCUAUCCGACAUGGAUGCUGCUGUUAAUACAAAUGAUGGAGAUGAGACCCAGGAAAAGUUCAUUCAGAUCACAGUUAUUCAAGCAAUUCUUUCUGCACAAAAGAUACUAGAUCUUAUACCUUUGGGUGCAAAUGGUAUUUUGAUUCUUGGACAAGUAACCGAAUGGAAUUUAAUGUUUUUCUUUUUCUUGAGCAGGAAAUAUAUAUUCAUAUGCAAUUCCCUGAAGUUGCUUGGCACUUGGAACUUAUCUAUCUUUUGGUGGAAAUUUAUGCUCCAGAUCAUGAUAGAUAUUUUUCACGCUUAUAGUGGUUUCCUGAUCAAUGUUCUUAAACAUCAUGAGCUGUGGUUGUUUCUUGUGUAUAGUGGUGCACAAGAACACAAAGACACUGAGCUUGUGAAGAUUUGGGAUAAAAGAUAUUACAUAUCUCCUUUGAAAUUAAAUGAAGCAGAAGAUGGACCAAAAUCUACUGGCAACCACAACAACCCAUCCCUGCCAAUUGAAACCUACGUUGUAUGCACAUGCACAUAA